AUGUCAAGUAAAUUCUUUAAUGACCUCGAUGCCACCAUUAAGAAAGAUGGUACUUUAGCUCAAAAAAUCAAAGGUAUCUAUCAAUUUGAUAUCACUGAAAAUGGUACUGUCAAACAUUACUCUGUUGAUUUAAAAACUGCUCCAGGUUCAUUCAAAGUUGGUAAACAUGAAAAACCAGAAUGUACUAUUAUUGUAAAUGAAGAAGAUUUCGUUCAAAUUCUUGAAGGUAAAUUAUCUGAACAAACUGCAUUCAUGAAAAAGAAAUUAGCAAUUAAAGGUAAUAUGGCAUUAGCAAUGAAAUUCCGUUCAAUUGUAAAUGCUGUAAAGAAUAACACAAAAUCAGCACCAGCUCCAGCAGCAGCAACUACCACUGCACCAGCAGCAGGUGGUCUUGAUGAUGGUACACUAUUAGGUAAAGAAUUUGAAAAAUUAUCAAAAACUGUUAUUGCAAAUCCAGACUUAGUUAAAAAGAUCAAUGGUGUAUAUCAAUUUGAUAUUGAUACCAAAAAAUACACUGUCGACUUAAAGAAUAAUAAAGGUUCAGUUAGUGUUGGUCCAGCUCCAAAAGCUGAUUGUACCAUCACAAUGAAGGAAGCAGAUUUCCUCUCUUUAAUGUCUGGUAAAUUAAAUGGCCAAACUGCCUUCACUAAAGGUUUAUUAAAAAUCAAAGGUAAUAUGGGUUUAGCCAUGAAAUUAGGUCAAAUCACAAAAGCUAAACCACAAGCUAAAUUGUAA
Molecule: messenger RNA, 735 nt
Organism: Dictyostelium discoideum AX4
Lineage: Eukaryota; Evosea; Eumycetozoa; Dictyosteliales; Dictyosteliaceae
Exons: 3
Coding region: 1-735 (244 amino acids)
Source: RefSeq, a predicted model, not a curated record